Molecule: messenger RNA, 1865 nt
Organism: Drosophila takahashii
Lineage: Eukaryota; Metazoa; Arthropoda; Insecta; Diptera; Drosophilidae
Gene: Mettl3
Product: methyltransferase like 3
Cellular component (GO): nucleus; RNA N6-methyladenosine methyltransferase complex
Molecular function (GO): mRNA (2'-O-methyladenosine-N6-)-methyltransferase activity; mRNA m(6)A methyltransferase activity
Source: RefSeq, a predicted model, not a curated record
CACUGCCAGCAUUGAAAAAAAUUUACUUUGUUUACCUACCGCCGGCGAUUUAUUUAUAAACAAUGGCAGAUGCUUGGGACAUAAAGUCGCUGAAGACGAAGCGGAAUACGCUCCGCGAGAAGCUGGAGAAGCGCAAGAAGGAGCGCAUCGAGAUCCUCUCGGACAUACAGGAGGACCUCACGAAUCCCAAGAAGGAACUAGUGGAGGCCGACUUGGAGGUGCAGAAGGAGGUGCUGCAGACGCUGAGCUCCUGCUCCCUGGCCCUGCCCAUCGUGUCCACGCAGGUGGUGGAGAAGAUAGCCGGCAGCAGCCUGGAGAUGGUCAACUUCAUCCUGGGCAAGCUGGCCAACCAGGGGGCCAUUGUCAUCCGGAACGUGACCAUUGGCACGGAGGCCGGCUGCGAGAUCAUCUCGGUGCAGCCCAAGGAGCUGAAGGAGAUCCUGGAGGACACCAACGACUCUUGUCAGCAGAAGGAGGAGGAGGCCAAGAGAAAGUUGGAAAUCGACGAUGGCGAGCAGCCGCAGGAGAAGACCCUGAAACUAGACUCAACCGCUCGGAAGGAAUCCACCAGCCUGGACGCCCCCGACGACAUCAUGAUGCUCCUAUCCAUGCCCUCCACCCGCGAAAAGCAGAGCAAGCAGGUGGGCGAGGAGAUCCUCGAGCUGCUCACCAAACCCACGGCCAAGGAGCGUUCGGUGGCGGAGAAGUUCAAGUCGCACGGCGGAGCGCAGGUGAUGGAGUUUUGCUCCCAUGGCACCAAGGUGGAGUGCCUAAAGGCCCAGCAGGCCACCGCGGAGAUGGCGGCCAAGAAGAAGCAGGAGCGAAGGGACGAGAAGGAUGCAGAGGAGUCGGAAAAACUACCCAAGAAAGAACCUGUCGCGGAGGAUGGAGAGAUCAUACCAGAAACCAUCACCAAUUGCGAGGCCGAGUCGCAGGAGUCCACCGAUGGCAGCGACACCUGCAGCAGCGGCGAGACCACCGACAAGUGCACCAAACUCCACUUCAAGAAGAUCAUCCAGGCGCACACGGACGAGUCGCUGGGCGACUGCAGCUUCCUGAACACCUGCUUCCACAUGGCCACCUGCAAGUACGUUCACUACGAGGUAGACACUCUUCCCCACAUAAACACCAACAAGCCGACGGAUGUGAAGACCAAGUUGAGCCUCAAACGGAGUGUGGAUUCCAGCUGCACGUUGUACCCACCGCAAUGGAUCCAGUGCGAUUUGCGCUUCCUGGACAUGACGGUUCUCGGAAAGUUUGCCGUCGUGAUGGCCGAUCCCCCCUGGGAUAUCCACAUGGAACUGCCCUAUGGUACAAUGUCCGAUGAUGAGAUGAGAGCUCUGGGUGUGCCGGCCCUGCAGGAUGACGGCCUGAUCUUCCUGUGGGUCACUGGGAGGGCAAUGGAGCUCGGGCGCGAUUGCUUGAAGCUUUGGGGCUACGAGCGCGUCGACGAACUCAUCUGGGUGAAGACCAACCAGCUGCAGCGGAUCAUCCGCACGGGGCGCACUGGUCACUGGCUGAAUCACGGCAAGGAGCACUGCCUGGUGGGCAUGAAGGGCAAUCCGACCAACCUAAACCGGGGCCUCGACUGCGACGUCAUCGUGGCGGAGGUGCGGGCCACCUCGCACAAGCCGGACGAGAUCUACGGGAUAAUCGAGCGUCUCAGUCCGGGAACCCGCAAGAUCGAGCUCUUCGGACGGCCACACAAUAUCCAGCCAAACUGGAUAACGCUGGGGAACCAACUAGAUGGCAUACGACUCGUAGAUCCCGAGCUAAUCACGCAGUUCCAGAAGCGAUAUCCCGAUGGUAACUGCAUGUCGCCUGCUUCUGCAAAUGCAGCGGCGAUCAAUGGAAUACAAAAGUAG